This is a messenger RNA of Dibothriocephalus latus, 600 nucleotides long. Lineage: Eukaryota; Metazoa; Platyhelminthes; Cestoda; Diphyllobothriidea; Diphyllobothriidae. The record is from the annotation of a GenBank genome assembly.
AUGAAGAGUCUGUCGUUACUACUGCUGCUUGCUAUUGGACAAGCACUCGUAUGCCAGGCGUCACCGGCCUACCAGGUUCUAGAAACGGAGGAUGAGGAUGGUGUGAGAAGUGCAAAGGAGGUGGAUGAGGAGCUGGAGAGUUUCAAUGAUGACGAUGGGGAGGAGCUGAAGACAGAGGCAGUGAAAAAGAUUCUGGCCCCUGUGAGGUGGAGACCUAUCCCACGCGGCCCGGAGCAAGCCUCAAAUGAUGGUGACACUUUAAAACUCUACCAAAUUAUCCGCCAAGUGAGUGGUCAGCCCUCGAACUUUUGUGAUUCUAUUCGCUAUGUCGUUGGCGGCUUUACAGCUUACAACUCUGUCAGGGUCGAUCACUGGUGUGAACUCUUUGAACAGCCCCUAAAUUUCGAUGAGCAACCUAUUGCGGCGUCCGACUCCUCCGCAGCGCAGUUUCAACCCUCUCCAGCGUACGCAGUGUCGCGCUACCCCCCUUCCAAAGACCAAGUUGCGGAUGCAAUGCAAAAGCCGCAUAACAACAAGAUGUGCGGAGAGGACGGUAUUUCUGCAGAAAUCUUCAACUUUUGUGCCGACGCAUUUGCUUAA